AAAACCAUUCUCUCAAUAUUUUUUCAUUCUUUAGCUUCUUCUUUUUCAAACAUUAAUCUACGUGCAAACAGAAGAAGAACUAUUUAACAUUUGGCACUCAAUCACAAACAGAACAAUAUAAUCUACUUGAAGAAGAGGAAGAAGAAGUUAAAUUUGCUGUUGUUGUUUCUUUAACAGAAACAAUAAUGGAGGGAACUGAUAUAUACAGAGCGAGUAAUAGUUUAAGAAGAAGCUCAUCGGUGUGGAGGAACAGCGGAGUUGAAGUGUUCUCUCGGUCCUCUCGUGAAGAGAAUGAUGAAGAAGCUCUCAAGUGGGCUGCGCUUGAAAAACUUCCAACCUACAACCGCCUCAGGAAAGGUUUGUUAACGGCCUCACAAGGCCCCGCCAGCGAAGUCGACGUCACCGAUCUCGGUUACCAAGAGAGGCAGAAGCUUCUAGAGAGGCUGGUCAAGGUUGCCGAAGAGGACAACGAGAAGUUCCUCAGGAAACUCAAGCAGCGUAUCGAUAGGGUUGGCCUAGAGAUUCCCACCGUUGAAGUUCGUUAUGAACAUCUCAACAUCGAUGCUGAGGCCUUUGUUGGAAGCAGAGCUUUGCCUUCUUUCAUCAACUCUGUUUUCAACGUUGUUGAGGGAUUCUUGAACAUUAUUCAUGUUCUCCCAAGCAAAAAGAAACACGUUACUAUUCUCAAGAAUGUUAGCGGAAUUGUGAAGCCUCAAAGGAUGACACUGCUUCUAGGUCCUCCAGGUUCUGGAAAGACCACACUGCUUCUAGCCUUGUCUGGCAAGCUUGAUAAGGGUCUUCAGGUAUCUGGAAAAGUGACUUACAAUGGACAUGAAAUGAAUGAGUUUGUGCCUCAAAGAACUGCUGCUUACAUCAGCCAGCAUGAUGUUCAUAUUGGAGAGAUGACUGUCAGGGAAACCUUGGCUUUCUCUGCAAGGGUUCAAGGAGUUGGAUCUCGUUAUGAUAUGUUAUCUGAGUUGGCUAGAAGAGAGAAAGCAGCAAACAUCAAGCCUGACCCUGAUAUUGAUGUUUACAUGAAGGCGGUUUCCACUGCAGGCCAGGAAUCAAGCAUAGCAACUGAUUACACACUCAAGAUCUUGGGACUGGAUAUAUGUGCUGAUACUAUGGUAGGGGAUGAAAUGCUGCGUGGAAUCUCCGGUGGACAAAGGAAGCGUGUUACCACCGGAGAAAUGUUGGUUGGACCAACAAAUGCUCUGUUCAUGGAUGAAAUAUCAACAGGGUUGGACAGUUCCACAACUUUCCAGAUUGUGAGCUCUCUGAGGCAGUAUGUUCACAUUAUGAAUGGAACGGCGGUUAUAUCUUUGCUGCAGCCAGCACCAGAGACUUAUGAACUGUUUGAUGACAUCAUCUUGAUCUCCGAUGGGCAAGUUGUGUACCAUGGAGCCCGCGAAUACGUGCUGGACUUCUUUGAGUCCAUGGGAUUCAGGUGUCCAGAGAGGAAAGGUGUUGCUGACUUCCUUCAAGAAGUGACUUCAAAGAAGGAUCAAGCACAGUAUUGGUCUCGCAGGGAUGAGCCUUAUCGAUUCGUGACGGUUACUCAGUUUGCUGAAGCCUUUCAGUCAUUCCACGUUGGAAGGAAACUUAAUGAAGAGAUUGCAGUUCCAUUUGACAAGUCUAAGAGCCAUCCAGCUGCAUUAACCACUAAGAAGUAUGGUCUCAACAAGAAGGAACUCUUGAAGGCUAACUUCGCAAGAGAGUAUCUUCUUAUGAAGAGGAACUCUUUUGUUUAUGUCUUCAAGCUUGUUCAGCUAACCAUCAUGGCAUUGAUAGCAAUGACACUGUUUUUUAGAACUAAGAUGCAUCACCGAAACCAGGAUGAUGCUGGUGUUUAUGCCGGUGCCCUAUUUUUCACAUUGAUCACAAUCAUGUUCAAUGGAAUGGCUGAAAUUUCCAUGUCCAUUGCUAAGCUUCCUGUUUUCUACAAGCAAAGGGAUCUUCUGUUUUAUCCCUCAUGGGCAUAUGCUAUUCCUUCAUGGAUUCUCAAGAUUCCUGUCACAAUUGUGGAAGUUGCAGUUUGGGUUUUCCUCACCUAUUAUGUCAUUGGAUUUGAUCCUAAUGUCGGCAGGCUUUUCAAGCAGUAUCUUUUGCUGUUAUUCGUCCACCAAAUGGCUUCUGCAUUAUUCCGUUCUAUUGCAGCACUUGGUAGAAACAUGAUUGUUGCCAACACAUUUGGUUCCUUUGCAAUUCUUGCGUUUCUUUCAUUGGGUGGCUUCCUUCUGUCAAGAAAGAAUAUCAAGGAUUGGUGGAUUUGGGGUUACUGGUGUUCACCUUUGAUGUAUGGACAAACUGGUCUAAUGGUCAAUGAAUUUCGUGGCCACAAUUGGAAUAAAAGCUCCAACCCCAACUUUGGAGUUACUUUUCUCGAGAGUCGUGGAUUCUUCACAGACUCAUAUUGGUAUUGGUUAAGCCUUGGAGCCUUGGUUGGAUAUGUGUUCCUUUUCAAUGGAGUGUUUGCGGCUGCUCUUAGUAUCCUUGGCCCAUUUGAUAAGCCACAGCCUACAAUAACUGAAGAAUCUGAAGAUGAUGCACAAGAGGUUGAAUUGCCACGCAUAGAAAAUUCAAGAUCAGCAGAAGAUGCUGUUGUGGAGUCAAGCCAUGGAAAGAAAAAGGGAAUGGUUCUUCCCUUUGAACCAUAUGCUAUCACCUUUGAUGAAGUCGUAUACUCUGUUGACAUGCCACAGGAAAUGAAAGAACAAGGUGUACAAGAGGACAAGUUGGUGCUUCUGAAGGGUGUUAGUGGUGCAUUCAGGCCUGGUGUUCUCACUGCUCUUAUGGGUGUAAGUGGAGCCGGUAAAACUACCUUGAUGGAUGUUCUUGCUGGUAGAAAAACUGGUGGAUAUAUUGAAGGAAGCAUAAAAGUUUCUGGAUACCCUAAGAAGCAAGAAACAUUUGCUCGAGUCUCGGGUUACUGUGAACAGAAUGAUAUCCAUUCACCUCAUGUUACAGUCUAUGAGUCCUUGCUCUACUCUGCAUGGCUCCGUUUAUCUUCAAGUGUUGAUUCCAAAACUAGAAAGAUGUUCAUUGAGGAAGUCAUGGAUCUUGUGGAGCUAACCUCAUUGAGGAACUCACUAGUUGGUUUGCCUGGUGUGAGUGGUCUCUCAACCGAACAGCGCAAGAGGCUAACUAUUGCAGUCGAAUUGGUGGCUAAUCCCUCCAUAAUUUUCAUGGAUGAGCCGACUUCUGGGUUAGAUGCAAGAGCUGCUGCAAUUGUUAUGAGAACUGUCAGGAACACAGUGGACACAGGAAGAACUGUUGUGUGCACCAUUCAUCAACCUAGCAUUGACAUAUUUGAAGCUUUUGAUGAGUUAUUCCUAAUGAAGCGCGGUGGACAAGAAAUCUAUGUUGGGCCACUUGGUCAUCAUUCUAGUCAUUUGAUCAAGUAUUUUGAGAGCAUUGAAGGAGUGAGUAAAAUCACGGACGGAUAUAACCCAGCAACUUGGAUGUUGGAAGUUACAACAACAGCACAAGAACUCAAUUUGGGUGUUGAUUUUACAGAUUUAUACAAAAACUCUGAUCUAUAUAGGAGAAACAAGCAACUUAUACAAGAGCUGGGACAGCCUGCUCCUGGUUCAAAGGAUCUUCAUUUCCCAACUCAAUUCUCUCAGUCAUUCUUGGUCCAAUGCCAAGCUUGCUUAUGGAAACAGCGUAUAUCUUAUUGGCGCAAUCCACCAUAUACUUCCGUGAGGUUCUUCUUCACUACUUUCAUAGCUUUGAUGAUUGGAUCAAUGUUCUGGGGCCUUGGAGACAAAACCAAGAAACGGCAAGACUUGUUCAACGCAGUUGGUUCAAUGUAUAGUGCGGUUCUGUUCCUUGGAAUACAGAAUGCUUCAUCGGUGCAGCCAGUGGUAGCCGUUGAAAGAACAGUGUUCUAUAGAGAAAAAGCUGCUGGAAUGUACUCUGCCUUACCCUAUGCAUUUGCACAGAUACUAGUUGAAAUACCUUACCUCUUCACGCAAUCCGUGACCUAUGGCCUCAUAAUUUACGCCAUGCUCCAAUUUGACUGGACAGCUGCGAAGUUCUUCUGGUAUCUAUACUUCAUGUUCUUCACAUUGUGCUACUUCACCUUCUAUGGAAUGAUGGCUGUUGCUGUCACACCAAACCACCAUGUUGCUGCCAUUGUGGCUGCCGCAUUCUAUGCAAUUUGGAACCUCUUUUCAGGAUUUGUCGUCCCAAGACCUAGCAUACCUAUAUGGUGGAGGUGGUACUAUUGGGGUUGCCCAGUUGCAUGGUCCCUUUAUGGAUUGAUUGGAUCACAGUUUGGAGAUAUAACUACUCCUAUGUAUGAUGAAGGCGGCAAGAAUGUUGGGCAGUUCAUACACAGUUAUUUUGGAAUCAAGCAUGACUUCAUAGGAUAUGCUGCUGUUGUGGUUGCUGGAAUUGCUGUGCUUUUUGCAUUUAUCUUUGCUUCUGCAAUCAAGGCCUUUAACUUCCAAAAGAGAUAGAGACACUUGAAGAAUUCUUUAUUAUUUUUUCUUUUCCCUUUUCUUUUUUUUUUUCCCUUUCAAUUUCAGUUGACACUUGUUAUAUUUGUAUCUAUGGUAGUUUAUCCAACUUUGCUUUUAGGAGCAAUUAUUAUUUUCCACCUUCUUGUGCAAAUUCGGAGAUGUUUUCAUAAAUGUACAAGCAUAUGAAUAAGAUUUUGGUUCUGUAUUAUCAGUUUAACUUUAUAAAUGAAAGAUAUAGUGUGUUCUGAUGAAUAA
Messenger RNA from Arachis stenosperma, 4721 nucleotides. Its product is annotated as pleiotropic drug resistance protein 1-like. Gene Ontology annotation, cellular component: membrane. The transcript is spliced from 17 exons. Bases 186 to 4463 code for a protein of 1425 amino acids. The record is from RefSeq and is a predicted model, not a curated record. Gene Ontology annotation, molecular function: ABC-type transporter activity; ATP binding; ATP hydrolysis activity. NCBI's taxonomy places the organism in Eukaryota, Viridiplantae, Streptophyta, Magnoliopsida, Fabales, Fabaceae.